CAGAGUGGCACUGGAGGACGCUUUAUGACAGACGUGGCUCUGUGGGGAAACAGAAGCAAAGAUUACAAACUAGGAAUACAAAUUCCAUGGACCGGCUCGCAGAGAUGCCGCGUUAAUACGCAUUUCUUUAAAUUGUUGUGUUUCGAUUAAGAGGAGGAGCAACCAAGCGUUGUUUACGUGUUUAUUCGCGAACGAUGCGGAUUACAGAUUAUACUAUUUGAACAGUUCUGCAGGUCACUUCUGCAGAAAUUGUCGCCAGAGUGCCUGCUUCGUCUCGUCAGUUCAUUAUACUCUUCGUGCCAUGGUAGGCUAUUAUAACGCCGAUAUAUUUAUUUACUUAGUAUAAUUCGAAAAUAGAUAUUCGGUUGGAAAUCUAAACCUUUCGCCGCUACAUCUAGCGGACGGCAGGAUCCAUACAGCCCCCAAAGGACCGAGGUGGAGAAACAACGUGCUUGGAAUGUAGAACAGACUUUAUCGACACCGCUUUGAACGCUCUCUGCUUUAGUGCUACCUCCAACAAAUUGAACCGACACCUCGCCGUUUGGGACGAACAGAAGAGAGCAUUUUAAAUCCUUUAUCUGAUUAAACAAUCCACUUAACUGAGUUUCCUUUUCUUUUUGGCAGCUUCUGCUCGCGAGUUUUAGGGGAGCCGAUUUCCAUUGACACGCACGUCAAACAAUAAACAGUAAAUAGCGGUAGAUUUAUGAAAAACUUUAAUCUUCUGUUGUGACAUGCAGUAGACUUCUGGUUUUACAUAUGGCUUCGCUGUAUCAGAGAUUUACCGGGAAGAUUAACACUAACAGAUCUUUCCCAAACCCGCCGGAGGCCAGUCACCUUCUCGGUGGACACAGUGCCGAAGAGGAAAACGCUGGGAAGACCCCGCACCCUUUGCAAGACAAGAGACCUCGUUUCCAGCAACGAAACGGGAGAAGAUGCGAAGACGAGGACGAGCUGGUGGGAAGCAACCCUCCGCAAAGGAACUGGAAAGGAAUCGCAAUCGCCCUGCUUGUCAUUCUGGUCAUCUGCUCGCUGAUCGUCACCUCUGUCAUCGUCCUGACUCCAGCUGAGGAUGACAGCCUGGCACUGAAGGGCAAAGUGACCAUAGAGAACCUUUUCAGCAAAGAUUUCAGAUUCAACGACCCGGGCGCCAAGUGGAUCAGCAGUGAUGAGCUUCUCCUCCAAACACGCGAAGGGGAUGUGGUCCGCUUCAACGUCAAAACACAAGAGAAGGCCAUUUUGGUUGAAAGAAAAAAGUUUGAAAUGUACCAAGCCAGCAAGUACGAAGUGUCCCCUGACAUGAGGCAUGUGCUUCUGGCCUACAAUGUUGCCCCGGUGUACCAGCACUCCUACAAUGCCCAUUACAUCAUCUGCAGUCUGGAUACUCCGGAGACCUGGAUCCUGAGCCCUCCGGAGGUGCGCAACGUCCCGCUGCAGUACGCCGGCUGGGGGCCCCACGGGCAGCAGCUGAUCUUCAUAUUCGAGAAUAACAUCUACUACCGAGCCACUGUGGAAAGCCGAUCGAUACGCCUGGUUUCGUCGGGAAAGGAACGGGUCAUCUUUAACGGCCUGAGUGACUGGCUUUAUGAAGAGGAGAUUUUCCAAACCCACAUUGCUCACUGGUGGUCUCCAGAUGGUGCCAGGUUGGCGUACACUACCAUUGAUGACACCCUGGUCCCCAAAAUGGAAAUCCCAACCUUUACUGGUUCUCCUUAUCCAAUCGGGAUAGAGUACCACUACCCCAAAGCGGGGGAAGAGAACCCCAUGAUCCAGCUGUUUGUGGUGAACCUGAAUGGGCCCCUUCACACCAUGGAGAUGCGCAGGCCGGAGAACCAGCGGAUAGGGGAGUACUACAUAACGAUGGUAAAAUGGGCAACAAAUACAAAACUGGCUGUGAACUGGCUAAACAGGGCACAGAACAUCUCUGUUCUGACUCUGUGUGAGGCCACUACUGGAGUCUGCACAAAGAAACAUGAAGAUGAGAGUGAGGGCUGGCUGCAUAGACAGAACGAAGCGCCACUAUUCUCCAAAGACGGGCACAAGUUCUUCUUCACCAGAGCAAUCCCACAGGGAGGAAGAGGGAAGUUCUUCCAUAUCUCUAUGUUGUCCUCACCGCCCAACGCGAGCAGCGACAGCCUCCAGUCCCUCACCUCUGGGGACUGGGACGUCACCGAGGUCCUGGCCUACGACGAGGGCAGCCAGCUGAUAUACUUCCUGAGUACAGAAGAUGACCCAAAACGAAGACAUCUUUACAGUGCGGAUACCAUUGGACCCUUCAACAGACGCUGCAUCUCCUGCGAUUUCAUUGGCUGUGGUUACGUGAGUGGCUCCUUCAGCCAUGACAUGCAGUACUUCCUCCUCAACUGUAAAGGCCCUGGAGUGCCGACUGUGUCUGUGUACAGCACAAGAGAUCGAAUGAAGCUUUUGGAUCUGGAGACCAACGAGGAUCUAAACAUCACACUCGACUCCAUGCAGAUGCCCAAAGUGGAAUACAAGGAGAUAAACAUAGAGGAUUACAUUCUGACAAUGCAGAUUAUGAAACCUGCUGGAUUCCUGGAUACAGCACAUUACCCCUUACUGCUGCUAGUGGACGGGACACCGGGCGGUCAGAUGGUCACCGAGCGGUUCCAGUUGGACUGGGCCACGGUUCUGGUCAGCAGCUUCGGCGCAAUCGCCGUCCGCUUCGACGGCUGGGGGAGUGGCUUCCAGGGCACCAACUUCCUGCACAAAGUGAAGCGCAAACUGGGCGUGUUCGAGGAGAGAGACCACAUGGAGGCACUGAACGUUAUCUCAAAGGAAUCUUAUAUUGACAGAACGCGCAUUGGAGCUUAUGGAAAGGUCUAUGGGGGUUAUUUGACCAGCCGUCUCCUAAACGCUGAGGACUCAUUAUUAAAAUGCGGAGCGGCUCUUUCACCAAUCACAGACUUCGAAUUAUACGCCUCUGCAUUUUCUGAAAGAUAUCUGGGAUCACCAAAGACAAACUCAAACGCUUACCGGCUGGCGAAUUUAACGCAUUAUGCAUCUCUACUGGAGGAUAAAAAGUACCUGAUCAUUCAUCCGACAGCUGAUGAGAAAGUUCAUUUUCAGCACACGGCAAGGUUUAUUAACCAGCUAAUCAAUGAAAAAGCUAAUUAUUCUCUCCAGAUAUACCCCGACGAGGGACACUUCCUCCACAAAGCGGCCACGAAACAGCACCUGAGCCAGUCGCUGGUGAACUUUUUCGAGGAGUGCUUCAGACUGCCCGAGAGGGUGACGGAGGAGAAGGACGUGGAAGAGGACAACGAGGGCUAGCCCGCCCCUGAGCCCGCCGCGCGCAGCGAGCCGCGAACACGAUAUGCAAGACGGCUUUCUCUCCCCCCUCUCUCCGAGUCGGCUUUCUCCGAAACCCCCCGUCCCCCACCCCACCACCACCACCCCACCUUCGGCACGUUCCCAGGCUGUGCAAGAGCAGUGCUCUCCUCCUCUUCCCCACCUCUUACCUGUUCAAUGGAAGACCAUCCGCGGUGACGUAGGCACAUCAUCAACUCCGGUUCAUGCGGCACGGACGUACAGAUGGCACCUCGUCGAUUUUGACUGGACCAAGUGUACAGGGGGCCCCUGGUGACCCGAGGGACGCUGUGCUGGCACUCCUACCGAGCUCUCUGCCCCUCCGCCACCUUCCACCCCCCCCUCCCCCUGUCAUCAAGUUGAGUCAUCAAAAUAAAAGGUUGCGUAGCACAAACAUUUCUGACGGAUGUCCAGACUCUCUGCCGAGUUAUUUGGGCGGGAGUGAUUGUCAGAGUACCAUGGGUGGGACAGAGGUCACCUUGUGUCACGGGCACUGUCUUUUCAAGCAACGGCAUCCUUGUUUGCCACUUGAAUUGUAUUUGUGUCCCUUGUUCUCAAGUAAACUAAAGCAGCACAUAGAAUAUUAUUGGUUACUGGGGGUGUCUACUGUUUGUUUUUCAGUGUUUGACAUUAUCCAAAUCUGUGUAACAUAUUACAAUAGCUUUGAAUUGACAUAUGCUUAAAAUGGCCUGAGGCCCAAGUGAUUCUUCUGAGUAAAAUUGUAAAAAAAAUUUAAAAGUAGUCUGUUUGUUUUGAAUUGGGACCAUGUAGGCAGAUUAUUAUAAUGGUCUGUGAAUCUUUUAUCUUAUAUGUCGAGUAAACUGUCCUUGCAUAACUACUGAAAUGUCUCAAAAAUUCUUAGUCACUGUGCCUUACUUUUGGAGUAAACCGUCCUUUCUGAGAACUGUCAAGUGAGGACUCUCCUUGAAACGCAAGGCUUAUUUUAAAUGACAAGACAAGACAAGACAGGAAGAAGAAUCAUAAUGUUCUUUUUUUUUCUUUCCAGAUAAAGUCAUUACCACAGAAUACUUAAUGCUAACCGCAGUCAUGAAAUGUCGCUUUUUAGCAUCAUGUUAAUAUUACACCAUGGCCAGGCCAUGAGCUCGUCUGUGGUGCCAUUGUGAAGAAUCUGAGUUAUCACAUUUCCAAAUAUGUAUCAUAAACCUGUGCUUGUAUAUUAUUAAGACGUACUUCUGAAUGAGUAUGGUCGGUUUUUUUCCAUUUAAAAAUAAUCAUUUAAAAAAAGCAUUUGGACUUCCUUCCUUAUGUUUUGUGAUGAGGUUUUUCUUUGAAUAUUUUUGUAUCUAAUUUGGCAUGUUGGCAAAUUUGCAUUCUUUCUGUAGUUCAGCCUAAGCAUUGUAUAUUUGACAGCUUGAAUGUUACUUAGCAGAGCUACAUUUCAUUUUAGUGUCGUGAGUGAACUAUCUUUCUCCAUCUGCCAUUGUAUCAGUGUUCUUUGAAAUCAAUUUGGUCAUAUUAAUAUUAAUAUUUCAGUGUUACCUGUACAUAAAACAUUUUGAAAGUUA
Messenger RNA from Anguilla anguilla (European eel), 4850 nucleotides. RefSeq names its product dipeptidyl aminopeptidase-like protein 6. The coding region runs from base 757 to 3288 and encodes 843 amino acids. NCBI's taxonomy places the organism in Eukaryota, Metazoa, Chordata, Actinopteri, Anguilliformes, Anguillidae. Gene Ontology annotation, molecular function: serine-type peptidase activity; dipeptidyl-peptidase activity. The record is from RefSeq and is a predicted model, not a curated record. The transcript has 26 exons. Gene Ontology annotation, biological process: proteolysis.